Zootermopsis nevadensis is the source of this 918-nucleotide messenger RNA. NCBI's taxonomy places the organism in Eukaryota, Metazoa, Arthropoda, Insecta, Blattodea, Termopsidae. The record is from RefSeq and is a predicted model, not a curated record.
AAUUGUGACAAGUCAAAUGGUGCACAGGCACGCCAUUGUUGUGUUCGCCAGUGUGAUCCUUGCAGGUACUUUAAAUAGGCAAACGCAAGAAGAAUUCUAGCCAGAAGAGUCUACGCAGACACGGGGAGCCCUGCAUGAAACAUGACUCUAAGGACAAUGGCUGUGGCGUCUCUAAUUCUUGCAACAAUUUGGUCAUCGAUUCACGGACAAGACGAAAACAAUGGAAAUAAGUCCGAAGACCUGCAGGCACAAGCUUCAGAUCUAGGCGAUGGGGACUACGACGUACACAACGGAGAACUGUAUGGAAGGUAUCCUGGUUACUACAGCGGCCUUGGGACUGGUUACAACGCACCCCAGAACGGUCUUGGAACUUCUGGACUCGGAUAUAACGUGGGUUACGGUGGAUUGGGAUUUCCGGGGUUCUAUCCGGGUUACGGUGGUUAUGGAAACUUAGAAGGUUAUGGGGGUAAUGGAAACUUAGGAGGUUAUGGGGGUUAUAGAAACUUAGGAGGUUAUGGGGGUUACUACAACCGCCCUGGUCAAUACCAAUAGACACGUCUAAUGUAUCCUAACUACUGCAGUUGUCAAAGAAGCAGGAGGCUUGUCACGGAACAGGGAGGUUGCCAGACCAUUCUCUGUAAAUUCACUAGUUUAUGAUGGAUAUGGAAUUUUGUGAAAUUCCAUGUUGAUAUUUCUUACGAAAAUACGAGCUGACUUUUACCUGUUUGCUGUAUUUGCACCGCAGAUUGUCAUUCAAGGACAUAAGUGAAUUUUUAAAAAUAUACCAUAUCAAUAUAUUUCCAACAUAUGACUUUUCAAGACACUGAUGAUGUUAUGAUGUAUACGACACUUGUUUAUAUAUUAAACAUUUGUAAUGCACACUGACUGUCAAGUAAUAAAACUGUUUUUAACAAGCCA